UAAUAUUUUAUUAAAUAUAUAUUUAGAUAACAUAUCAGAACUUCAUGAAGGUUAUUUGGGAAUUUUCAGUACCUAAGUGCUAUUUCAAAAAAAAAUAAUAUUUAUAUAUAAGAAAUCUAUACUAGAUGUAGUAAGUGUUUCAUCAUAGCUGAAAUGAGAAAGUUCAAACAACAAUAUCAAAUAUCGUGCGGUAUCUGCGGGAUGUAAGUGAGCAUUUUUUGAAACGAGAAAAUGAGAAAAUAAAUGAUAAAAUAAAACGAUUUUGAGACAAAUUGUUGUAUUCUUUUUUAACCACAAAUUUAUUACAUGUAAUACAAGUCUCAGUCUCUAAUAUUUUUCACUAUAAUAUGUAUUUGCUGAACCUAAUAUAAAAAAAAUGCUUGUUAACAAAUGAUAUGAUUAAUAAUGACAAAUAUAGCAUCAAUAGUAUUACCUACCUACUACAAUAUUAACGAAUAAAUAAAUGAAUUAUUAAUGGAUUUUACUAUGUAAUCAAUGCGUUUGUAUCACAUUGGUUUCUGAAAAGAAAAAAAAAUAUAAAAAUAACCCGUUUAUAUACCUAAGUAACAUCAACACAACAACAACAACGAUAACAACAAUAGCAGCAAUAUUAUUAUUACUAAAUGGUAUUGGAGUAUUAUAAUAUUUUGAUUAAAUUGAUUUGAAAUGGAAAAUACUAUAAGUUUCGAUAUUUUAUAUUACAACUGUCUAAAAGGUUUCAAAAAGAACGAAUCGGUGGUGGAACAACAUCAGCACCAGUUGCAGAUAAAGGGCAGACAAACCAAUCAGCUUCAGUUGCAGUACGACAGUGCAAUGAACGUGUCCACGCAGACAGGACAAGACGUGCCGGACAUGGAUUUCGACGCUGAGAAGCUCACCCACGACCCACAUUGCUACGAGUGCCGGGUGAAAUUCAGGGACCCGAAACCAAAAGACCUCAUCAUGUACUUGCACGCUUGGAAGUACAGUGGGCCUGGAUGGAGUUACGAGACGGACCUUCCAGUGUGGGCCAACGUCGAAUGGAAGGAGCCGGAAUAAAUUUGAAAUAAUUAUGGACCUAUUACAGCAACAGGGUGGGCCUUACGCGAGUCGAUUGACCGAAAAAUAAACUGUUUUUGGAAACUUCUAUAAUUAAGAGCUUUUUUUCGGUCAAAUGACUAAUAAUAAUAAGAUAUAUAAUUGUGGUGGCCCCCUUCUGUAUAAUAUUAUAUAAGUAUUAAUAAAUAAUAUUUAAAAUAAAUAAUUACUAUUAUUCUUUAUCGUGGAUUUCGUAGUACUCGGAAGUAAAAAAUUAUAAGAUUAAAAAACAAUGAGUGCUCGCGGUUAUUAUUUUCUUUCUUUUUUUAAUAUUGUGAUAAAUAAUAACUGUCGUCUUGCAAGAAAAUCUAUACUUUAUACAAUAUUUAAUAUUAUGAUGAAAUUAUGCGUUGUAAUUAUAAUAUAUUAAAAUAUACACGUCAUACAAUAAUAAUUAUAAAUAUAAUAUAUAUAUAUAUUAUAUAAGCUAUACCUAUAUUUAGGUGCGAUAUAAUACACCAACACGAUAUCAUAAUGAUAUUUAUGUACGAUAAUUAUUGUAAUGAUAUUAUACUUCAUCAAAACGAUUAUAUUAUAUUAUCUUUUAUGACCGUGUGUCACGAUUUUGUGUGUUUGUGUGUGUAUUUGUGUGCUUUUUGGUGUGAGUGUGAUUUUUCACCAGCAUAUUUUGACUUACUUAAGCAAAAAAAUUAAAUCUACAAUAACUAGAAAUCAGAAUCGGGAUUUUUGUGAGUUUUUAAAUAAUAUUAUUAUUCUUCGUCGUCGUAAUUUUAGUGUAUUCAUUUUUUUUUCUUUCGAAUACUAUAAUAAUUUUAAGAUUAAAAUUAUAAUAUUACAAAUGAUUGUUUAUAAGAAAAAAAACCACUUCAUAUUACCAAUAAUAAUUAAGUUAUUUAUUAUAAUACAUAUAAUUAUUAUUAUUAUUAUUAUUAUUAUUAUACUAUCUACUAUCGCGCUCUGUAACCGUUGUAUUCGCUAAGACAUAAUGUUUUUGUGAUUAGUUUUGUGUUGGUAGUUAUGGUUUUAUUAUUGUUAGAGCUUAUGUAUUAUUAUUAUUAUUAUUAUUGUUAGUCAAAUAUAGACACUUAUUAUACUAGCAUAUACCUAUAGUAAUGAAUAAUAAUAAUUAUAAUUUAUGAUUAAUGUUAUUCUUAAUAUUAUUAUCAUUAUCAUUAUGUGUAUUACUUUAUUAUCAUUAUUAUUAUUAUAAUUAUCAUUAUUAUUAUUAUUAUUAUUAAGCAUAACGGUUGGCCUACACCGAGCAAUGUGCAGUGUUGUCCACACAAGGUGAACCGAAACGCAGUUUUUUCGUAGUCAUUUCCAUGUAACACUUAUAAUAUAUGUGUCGUACUUAAUAUCUCUCGGCUUGACCGACAGUUAGUGAUUUCCAUAAUCCAUAAGUAGGAUUAGUAUUUGUUUUUAUUUCAAACUAUUGUAGUUAUUAUUUGUCUAGUGUGCUUAAUAGAAUAUUAAACAUUGAAAAAGAACAGUAUUGUA
This is a messenger RNA of Metopolophium dirhodum (rose-grain aphid), 2535 nucleotides long. RefSeq lists its product as uncharacterized. The record is from RefSeq and is a predicted model, not a curated record. The transcript is spliced from 2 exons. The coding region runs from base 667 to 1038 and encodes 123 amino acids. Lineage: Eukaryota; Metazoa; Arthropoda; Insecta; Hemiptera; Aphididae.